Messenger RNA from Saimiri boliviensis boliviensis (Bolivian squirrel monkey), 10588 nucleotides. RefSeq names its product TBC1 domain family member 16 (gene TBC1D16). Gene Ontology annotation, molecular function: GTPase activator activity. The record is from RefSeq and is a predicted model, not a curated record. NCBI's taxonomy places the organism in Eukaryota, Metazoa, Chordata, Mammalia, Primates, Cebidae. Gene Ontology annotation, biological process: activation of GTPase activity. Gene Ontology annotation, cellular component: early endosome.
CUCACUGGCGGCGGCAGCGGCGGAGGCGACGGUGGCGGCUCUCAGAGCCGGCGCGAAUCCGGCCCCCGCAGCGGGACCCGGGCAGAUCUUGACGAGCCCCGCCUGAGCCGAAGCGUGCGGAGGAUGGAAACACUUGCCCGGCAAUGUCUCUGGGCCGCCUCCUUCGCCGGGCCUCCUCCAAAGCCUCGGACCUCCUGACCCUCACCCCGGCUGGCAGCGGGUCCCCCUCCGUCCUGGAUGGCGAGAUCAUCUACUCCAAGAACAAUGUCUGCGUGCACCCCCCGGAGGGGCUGCAGGGGCUGGGGGAGCACCACCCAGGUUACCUGUGCCUGUACAUGGAGAAGGAUGAGAUGCUGGGAGCCACCCUCAUCCUGGCAUGGGUCCCCAACUCUCGCAUCCAGAGGCAGGACGAGGAGGCCCUGCGCUACAUCACGCCGGAGAGCUCCCCCGUCCGCAAGGCGCCCCGCCCUCGGGGCCGGCGUGCCCGGAGCUCGGGGGCCUCCCACCAGCCCUCCCCCACGGAGCUGCGGCCCACCCUGACCCCCAAAGAUGAGGACAUCCUGGUGGUGGCCCAGAGCGUGCCAGACGGCGUGCUGGCCAGCCCUGCGCCGGAGGACGAGGAGAAGCUGGCGCAGGGCUUGGGGGUGGACGGUGCCCGGCCGGGCUCGCAGCCUGCCCGCAGCCCCUCCGGGAUCUUGUCGACAGUCAGUUCGCAGGACGGCGCCGAGGAGGGGCGGGAGCCGCGGCCCGAGGCCGGGGAGGAGGAUGGCUCCCUGGAGCUGUCCGCGGACGGCGUGAGCAGGGACAGCUCCUUCGACUCGGACUCCGACGCCUUCUCCUCGCCCUUCUGCCUCUCACCCAUCAGUGCAGCGCUGGCCGAGAACCGUGGCUCCGUGUUUCUGGAAAGCGACAGCAGCCCCCCGUCCAGCUCCGACGCCAGCCUGCGCUUCCCGGACAGCAACGGCCUCCUGCAGACCCCGCGCUGGGACGAGCCGCAGCGAGUGUGUGCCCUGGAGCAGAUCUGUGGCGUGUUCCGCGUGGACCUGGGCCACAUGCGCUCCCUCCGCCUUUUCUUCAGCGACGAGGCCUGCACCAGUGGCCAGCUGGUCAUCGCCAGCCGGGAGAGCCAGUACAAGGUCUUCCACUUCCACCACGGUGGCCUGGACAAGCUGUCCGACGUGUUCCAGCAGUGGCAAUACUGCACCGAGAUGCAGCUCCAAGACCAGCAGGUCGCCCCCGAAAAGACCUGCAUGCAGUUUUCCAUCCGCCGCCCCAAGCUGCCGUCCUCCGAGACCCACCCGGAGGAGAGCAUGUACAAGAGGCUGGACGUCUCUGCCUGGCUCAGCCACCUGAACGAGCUGGGCCAGGUGGAGGAGGAGUACAAGCUGCGGAAGGCCAUUUUCUUUGGCGGCAUUGAUGUGUCAAUCCGGGGGGAGGUCUGGCCCUUCCUGCUGCGCUAUUACAGCCACGAGUCCACGUCGGAGGAGCGGGAGGCGCUGCGGCUGCAGAAGCGGAAGGAAUACUCUGACAUCCAGCGGAGGAGGCUCUCCAUGACCCCCGAGGAGCACAGAGCGUUCUGGCGCAACGUGCAGUUCACCGUGGACAAAGACGUGGUCCGGACCGAUCGUAGCAACCAGUUCUUCCGAGGGGACGACAAUCCCAACGUGGAGAGCAUGAGGAGGAUCCUGCUGAACUAUGCCGUCUACAACCCAGCCGUCGGCUACUCCCAGGGCAUGUCGGACCUGGUGGCGCCCAUCUUGGCUGAGGUCCUGGAUGAAUCGGACACCUUCUGGUGCUUUGUGGGUUUGAUGCAGAACACGAUCUUUGUCAGCUCCCCUCGGGACGAGGACAUGGAGAAACAGUUGCUGUACCUGCGGGAGCUGCUGCGACUGACGCACGUGCGAUUCUACCAGCACCUGGUCUCGCUGGGCGAGGACGGCCUGCAGAUGCUCUUCUGCCACCGAUGGCUCCUGCUGUGCUUCAAGCGUGAGUUCCCCGAGGCCGAAGCGCUGCGGAUCUGGGAGGCCUGCUGGGCGCACUACCAGACAGACUACUUCCACCUUUUCAUCUGCGUGGCCAUUGUGGCCAUCUACGGGGAUGACGUCAUCGAGCAGCAGCUGGCCACAGACCAGAUGCUCCUGCACUUCGGAAACCUGGCUAUGCACAUGAAUGGGGAGCUGGUGCUCAGGAAGGCGAGGAGUUUGCUGUACCAGUUCCGCCUCCUGCCCCGGAUCCCCUGCAGCCUGCAUGACCUGUGUAAGCUGUGCGGGACCGGCAUGUGGGACAGUGGCUGCAUGCCUGCCGUGGAGUGCACCGGCCUCCACCCCGGCUCGGAGAGCUGUCCCUACGGGGGCAUGGUGGAGACGCCUUCUCCCAAGCCCCCGAGGGAAGGCAAGAAGGGCCUCAAGACGCCGCAGGACGGCUUCGGCUUCCGCAGAUAGGUCAGGCCCCCAGCAUUGGGCCGGGGUUGAGGGGACCUCCCCGGAGGCCCUGGGCAUGGGAGGGGGUGGGGCUGGGCGCGGAGGGGAUAGGGACGGUCGGAACCUAAGGAAAAUGCUUUUGGGCAAUGUGAGAGGAACCUUUUCAUAUUAGCAACAAAAUGAGGGUCCGGAAGUGACAGAAGUCAGACCUGCAGCCACCUGGAGGGGAGCCAGCUCCUGAAACGCUGCGGGGGAACGUAUGGCCGCUGUGCCUGAGGCGCAGGCUGGCCAGGCUCUCCUGCUGGCUGCCCUGGAGGAUUUCAGCACGUCCAGGAUUUGCUCCAGCCUCUCGGGCAGCCAGGCAGCACUGCCAGGUGAGGAGAGCAGAGGUGAGAGGCGGCCUCGCUCACCCAGCAGCGUCGAGGGCUACAGAACAGAGCGGGGUCCCGUCCAGGUCCAGGGAUAUCUCUGCAAGCCAGACACAUGACACCUUGUGCUCUCCGAGUGAGCCGCACUUCCUACAGCUUCCCCAGCCGCAGCUGGGAUGCCGAUGGAAAGACAUCUGCCAUUAAAAAAAAAAAACCCAGCAGCCCAACUGAUGUGGGGACGGAGAGGUGGAAGCGCAGUCAGGUUUGAGGAGCUGGGGCAUGCUGUGUUUAUCCGCUUCAACAUUUCUCCUCCUGGUACAUGAAGGGGACCACCCGCCUGCCGGGGAGCCUGAGCCUCAGGCUGUUGGAGAAGCAUCCGAUGCCUUUUUCUUACCUGGGGGACUUCUAUGUGACGUGAGGUUCCUUGACACUGUUGAAGGUCACCCCCACCAAAUACAACAGCCCGCUGGGGCUUGAGUGGGUCGCUGUGUGUGUCCUUGCGUGCAUGCGUGUUUGUGUUGGAAGAUCCUCUGAAGAUGAUCUGCUUUGUCCCAGGGAUGUGGCAGUAUAUUAGCUGACCAGCCGAGACAAGGCCACCUGGAGAUAGUCAGACUCUUCCACCUCCCUGCAGGGCCUGCAGUCUCUGCUGUGAACUCAGAUAUACACAUCAGCUUCUCAGGUGGUCGGGCGUGAGAGAGACCAAGUGCAGGAGCCAGCGCUCAGGACUCUGCCUUCCCGACACACUCUCCCUCCUCCAAAAGACUGUAUGUCAGUUGCUCCUUCUGGAAUGUAGAGAUGGACAGACAAGGGCGUGCGAUCUCUGCCGUGAGAGCUUCCAGCCAGCUCAGACGUGUCGAGCCAUUUGCACAGAAAGCUACUCCUUGAGCAGGGAGACCAAAUCCCUCCUGAAAUCCUCCACUGUGUCCUUCUGGGGAGAAACCCCUUGAUGUGCUGAGAACCAUCAUGGGGACAGGGACAGGGGGCUUCUUCCCACUUGAAGCUUUUCUCCCUCAAGGGUGGGCACUGCUGGACCAUGCCACGUCAAAGCAGUGUUUCUCUGCGGGAAAGUGGACGACACCAUUUACCGGCCUCCUCCUCCUCCUCCCGGCGUCUCAUUUCUCUGUGAGCCCAGGCCCACCAGCAGGCAGUCCCAACUUCCCAGGUCCGUCUGUCCAAGAGCCUUUUGGAGAGACUUUCCUGGAGCCCUAUCAGAGGCCAGAUCCUGGGGCACCAACCAUUACUGUCCAGCAGUGGGGGGGUCCUGCAGCAGGGGUGGGGUGGGCUUCUCCUCCACUUUGCCCUGGGAAGAGAGGGUUGCCUUUCUGGGCUGGCUCCUGGUCUGUUAGGGAGGUGGCUGGAGCUUCCGCCCCGACCCCCCAAGAAACCAGUUCUCUCCAUUGCUACAGCAGUGCUGCGUGAUGAGUCCCAAAGCACUCGGUGGCUUGCAGCAGUCGGCACUGACCUAGACCAGGAGUCAGCAGUCUGGGCGGGGCGGUUCUGCCGGUCUAGGCUGGGUUUGCUUGUUUGAGGCCAGCAGGCUGCCAAGUCCCAGGAGAUGCUCCCGGUGCAGAGGUCAGACCUGCUCUGUGGUCUCUUGCGUCCCUCCUGCGGACCAGCGGGAAGGAGACAGUAAGCGCCUCUCCGAGCCUCGGCAGACAGCACCCCUGCAGCCCUCCGGGUGGCCACAGCAAGCCAUGUGGCUGGGCUCAGCAUUAAGGGGUGGAGGACGCACCUGCCACUUGAGUGUCCCCUCUGCACAGUCAGGUGGCAGUAGACUGAGAAUUUGGAGGGCCAAAGAACUGGGACUCCGAGGAGUCUGUGUCCUAAUAACUCCUGCUUUGGGGCACUCAUUCCCCACUCCCCCUCUCCAGGAGAAUGGUCCUCGCAUUUCACUAGAUAACCUUGUGCCUUUGAGCUGCUGUUUGGGAGGAAGGAAGAAGGUGGCCAGGUCCGGGUCCCCUGGCUUGGGAAGGUCCUAGUAGAAGGCCAUUCCUUCCGAGUCUCCUGGCCCUACAGCUUCUCACCUCCGCUGCUCCCCAAGACCUGACCCAGACCCAUCAGCCGCAUCUCCGCACCAAGUGCUGCCCCCACCGGGCACUGCUCACACCUCACACUCCCCAUGGGCUGGCCCGGACCCCAGUGAGGCCUGCACCUCUCAGACCAGCCAGGACCUCGGAAGCCCUGCCCCGGGUACUCAGGGCUCCACGGAGGGGACGCUGCUGGGGGUGGAGAAGCCCCGCCCUCCGCACCUCCCUUAAUCUGGAUGCAAUUAGAGGAAAGCAGCCAACGGCCUGCGGCAGCUGUUGCCCCGGGAUUAUUCCCAGCCAGCGAGAGGCAUUAGGGCGAUAAUUCAGUCAUUAGACUUCUAGCCUUCCCACCGCCAGAACGUGCAAAUGGGGGAUAAUCAGCCCUGCACGGCCGUCCUAAGCAAUGCCGCUUAUUUAACCCAUUUUUUAAAAUGACACUUAAUGUUAUUGGCUGGCGGACGUGUGUGCGCAUACUUACAAGUUGACGCGUGGUGCGGCCCUGCUGCCAAGGUCUGCGCUGACGGCGGCGCCCGGUGCUGCUCGGGGCCUCUGGGAAGAGAGGGCAUCUUUGAUGUGGGCGUGCUGGCACCCGAGGGGCAGCAUGGUCAGGCUCGAUGCUGGCUGGCCCUGGAAGGUCCCACCGGGGUUGGGGGGUCAGGUGAGCACUCAGAGAUCUGGGCAGGAAGCGGGGAGCCUGGCGUCCUCACCAGGGACAGAGGGGAAAUGUGGGCUGCUCCAGAAGGUUCUGACUCCAGUCGCAGCCCCGAGGACUCAGAACUCACAAGCCACAGACCAAGUAUCGGUAUCGAAGGAGGGCCGCAGCCCACCCCUGCAGAGGAGGAGGAGGAGGAGGAGGAGGGUCUGAAGGUGGGAGGGCAGCCACUGUUCUGACCAGCCAAAGCGCAGGGCAGAGGGGAGGAGUUUCCGUGUCCAGGAGGGAGAGACCCUCCACCCUCUGACCCUUCAGUUUUCCACAGUAGCCCGGUGUGAAGCCUGUGGCGUCGGGCAGGGCAUCAGCACAAGAUGAAGAUGCUGGUUCUGGCAUGAGGCCUCCCCUCGGACCAAGGGCCAGUGGCUGGCAGAGGUUGCCCAGCUCUGGCCUUCGGUUGGAGGUCACUGGGAAUGGAGGUGGGGUGCGGGCUGUAGACCGUGCUGGGUGGGUGGUGCUUCUAUUCCUGUAAGGCCCGCCCCUCUGAGCCCCCUUGCCUGCUUCUGGUUUGGCGGAAGUAAUGCUGGGCACAGCGCCCAGGUGAUGAGAACCUGCCCGUGCUGUGCCCUGCGGAAGGAAGGAUGUGUUUCUGGUGUGGCCUCCCCUCUCCCCUGUGGGAGGCUGGGGGUGUCGGGGCUCCACCCUGGGCUCACUGGGCAGAGGGAAGGAAGCACCUUCCUGUAUGCUCUGCAGAGGCCCCUGCAGGCCACUUUGCCUCAGAGGAAGGAGGAAAGGUCCCCUGGGACAUGCACGCGCACGCACACACACACACACACACACGUGCAGGGCUGCAGCCUAGGUCAGGACUGGCUGCCUUGCUGGGCCUGCCCCAUUCUCAGAGUCCGCGGGGAACGGGUCAGCCUCAGGAUCUCCUCAGUUCCUUGUUUCGGAGCCAGGCUGCAAGGCCGCUCCUGGGUGUGAAUGCAUUCUGUCCUGGGCCUCUGUCCAGUCAGAGGGAACCACCCCAAAACUAGAAAGCUCAUUUCCCCUGAGGGUUCGUGAAGCCAGAGGGCAUGCUCUAGGGUGGGGGAUGGCGGGGCAAGAGGAGGUGCUGCGGAAGGGGCCCUGGCCCCUGCUGCCUGUGACUCUCCCAAGUAUGCGGCCUUCUGCCUCCCCCAGCCUCAGUUUCCUCACCUGUAACAUGAGAACAAGGCCGCCUGCCUGCCCGGGCCACCUCCUGGGACUGCAGUGGGGACUCUGAGUGUCAAACUGUCCUGAGGAUGAUUUCUGAAGUCCCAGGAACCACACCUGCCACUCAGGGAAGAGACCGCUGACCUCAGCCAUCAGCCGCAUGCAUCAUGAAGGGGAGGGACUGAGACCUGCUCCCUGGUUCAGAGUUAGCAAGCCUGCGCUCCCUUCCACACAGCCACCCAACCGUGUGUCCUCUGCCAAGGGCCAGCUUCUAUGUGAGUCUUCUGUGAAAUGCACCGUGUUCUGCCCACGCCUGCCGCGAGACCCACCCUCAGCCCUCCUGCCAGGUGUGUGUGUGCGUGAAUGCACGUGCAAAGCUCUCUCCAUCAGGAAGGUGGUGUGGGCCCUGCGGGUCCUACCCCUCGGGCUUGAAGCUCCCUCGGGCUGUAGACUCUGGUCUCCUGGAUCAGGAGCGUUAGAAUCAGGAGAUGAGUGUCCCUGGGCAGAACCGGGGGUGCAGACGGCCUGCAGCCUUCUGGCCUUUUAAGUAUAUCGCUUGCAUUUCCAAGUAGAAAGGUCGCAUUUCAAGUUCAAAGACAGAUCAUGCAACCAUCUCUCCUCCAGCACUUUUGGGGUAAGGAGGACGGUUUUUGUUACAGUUUAGGGGAAUUUUUCAUCAAAUUUCCACCAUUAACCAAGAGACGACUGACGUCCAUGGCAAGGGAUUUAUUCUUGGCAUUCUGUUUCAUUCGGUUUUUUAAAUGUCAUCGCCCACUGGUGGGGUCCAGGACUGGUCUGAGCCGUGCUAGCCACAGCCCCAACAAUGCUUCCGGCUUUCACGGAUUCCACAGCAAAUAAAGCCGUACUGACAACAAACGCACACUGUGCAGCGCCUCUGGAAGCUCUGGUGGGACUGCUGGGUCGGAGCGAGGCAGGCUCCGGUGCUGGCAGAGAGGGCCCCGAGGCCCGGCUUCUCCUGCGUUCCGAGAUGGGGGAGGGGAGGGUGCAAAGGAGAGCUGGGUGGGGGCUGUGGGUGGGCAGCGCUGGGCCUGCAGGGUGGGCUGCUCGGAGGAAGGGCAGCCCCAGGCCCCGGCAGGCAGCGAUGGAGGGUGAUGUGGAGUGCUUCCAGGGUCUCACGCAGGAAAGGGCCCGUUAACUCUGAGCACCUGGGAGCCUCGCUCCGGCCCGGGUGCCGGGAAAGACAAACAGUAUUUUAUUGAGCCUUAGCCGUGGGGCUCCGGUUUCAGGAAAAGCCUCAGUCUUGCAUUUGUGAGUUUUUUUAAAGAGGCAAACAAGGUGAAUUUGACCUUGCUAGGGGUGGGAGUUAGGGAGAAUUCAGGCCGCCCUGCCAAGCUCCUGGAACCUCGAAGCAGGGAUGGGCAGAGGUGCGUGGUUCUCCUGGUUCUUCGGGAGCACAGAGGGCGUGGAGCUCCAGCCCCUCACCAACACCCUCUGGGGUUUCCAGCUUUUUCUGUUAUUUCCUGUGGCUCUUUCCCCUUUUGCCUGCCUGGGGGCUGGGGGACAGCAUGAGUCAUCUUAUCUGCAUCACUAGGGGUUUCAUGUCUGAGUGGCCCGUCUCACCUGCCACCUACCUGGCCUUGGCUUGGACAUCUGAGAGCCUCAUCACCUCCUCUCCACAUGCCUGGGGUGCCCCUCCCAAGGCUGGCUGGGCAGGUGCCAUGGGCCAGGUCCUAGGAGGAGCGACGGGCUUCUCCCAGGAAACACAGCAGAGCCAGCGCUGCCUGCCUGAGGAGGCGCCCCACUACCAGGCAUGGCUGGUGGCUCUGUUUAAAGAAAUCUUUGUCCACGUGCGGGUGGGAGGUGCUUCCCCAUCCUGCCUGGAAGCCACGCCCUGGCUCUGUGGAAUCUGCCACAGCUGUGGAGGCUGAGUGACGACGGAGGGGCCUGAUGGCUCAGGGGCCCCUGACGUCACCACCUCCAAGGCAACAGGACUGGACCGCACAGCUCCUUGGGACUGAUCCCACCCCCACGGGUCAGCCCUGUAGGAGGACAAGGCCCACCAUGACCCCACCUUAGGCUGCCAACUGGACCUGUCCCUCCAGGAAGGGCCCUUCCGACCUGACCAGCAGCUGGUUCCCGGGGUACAGCUCAGACAGGCAGCAUCGUGCUCACGUUCGCCUCUGCUAUGCCUACUUCCCCUGUAUGUGACAACUGUGUAGUUACCCAUGCUGGCCAAGGGGACAUGUGCCACCCGGCGAGCCACACUUUUCAGGGGAGGUGCUUCAGGCAGGCCUGGCUCUGUUGUCCGGCAGUCCUGAGGGCGGGCGGUGCCCGCUCCGUGCCCGGGGAGGGCUCUCUUGCCACACAGCUGGGUGGUGUACAUGCCUCGGUGUUCCCAUCUCAACCAGCUGCAGAGACGCCAGAAGGGAGGUUCUCUGGGGUCCUUGUUCACGUCAGGGAAAGCAUCCUGUCUGCAGCCCUGUUCCACAUCAUUCACGCGUUCAUUCCGAUAGGACCGUGGUACCUGGGCUCGCUCCAGGGAAGCAGGGCAGGAGAGCUGGGGCUUCCUGGGUUCCCAGGGCAGACACGCAUGUACCCUGUGCACCCUCAAAUGAGCAAGCCUCCCCACUGGCCCCUGGAUGAGGCCAUGUGGACCCCAAACCUUUGGGGCUAGUUGGGCAAGCCUUGAACCCCCAAUUUCUGUGUGGCCUUUGCCUGCCCUCCUUCUCCAAGGCGUGACUCUUACUCCAGAGAUUCGGGUGGGCAAGUGUCCCUAAACUUAUUUUCUCUCAAUCAAACUGAAACCCACUGUGAGCGCCCAGAGUCUAGUGCGGUUUCUGUUGGGGAGGGGUCUCCCUUCCUUCUGUGCCCAGGACGGGGACCCCAGGCAAGAUGCAGGGCUCUCUGCUCCUGGCUCUUCAUCAUCAUGGGGACACCCUUUGUCCAAACAAGAAAUCCCAGGAGGUCUGGCUUUGCCACUUCGGCUGGAACUCGGGUGCCCGGGCAUACCUGCAUCUGUGCCCCUCCUCAUCCCCGUGAGGGGGACCCUGAAUAUCCCAACCCCAACGUAGAACAUGAAGGCCUCAAGCCAGCCCCUCCUCCAGUUCGAGCGCCCUCCCUCACAUCCACCUAGAGAGGUCCAGACCUGCGGCUACUUUCAUGCCCUCUCCAGACCGGGAGACACCUGCCACUGACCUCGUGGAAAACAGAUUUUGACAUUUUGACGCUUCCCCCUCCUUCCCCCCUCCACCACCUGCGGGGUCUCCUUGCCGCAUCUCGGGAGAGCAAGCAGAGCUUUGGGCCCCUGGGGUGUGUGUCAUGCAGUUUAGACGAAGUGGUUUGAAAAUUCGCCAUUUGGUCUCAGACUGGGAAAAGAAGAGUGACUUGACAGGCCCAAUGCCAUCAGCCCUUCAGCGAGACAGAAGAGGGCAUUUUCUGUUUCAAGUCCUUAGAGAGCAUGACGUCAUAAUUUUCUGAAUUAACAUCUGAAUGUUGAAAUUAGGAUGGUGCAAAGGAGUACAGGGCCACGGGCUGGGUAUGGCCGCCAGCUCCCCGGCGGCGGAAGCUGCCUCAAAACCCCCUCGACAAAGAGGGCCACAUGCAAGUCAACGAAAUGGGACGCUUUCACCAAGGCCACACCCAGCGUCUACUGAUAGAGUUCGUUGAUCCCUGCCCAUGAACGAACACAACAGAAAAAGACACCGAGGGUCCUAGUGGCUACAAGUCAAUGGUGAAUUGGCACGUGGUCUAGCAGUUUUAAAAUCUAACAGUAGAGGAUGUAAUGGGCAAGGGCCAGGAAGUCCUUCGGAGAUGGGAGGUCAGAGCUCUAAACCGGCUCAGUGGAGGUCUUUGCCCAGUGUCUGGACACUAGCUACAGGGGGGUGCGCAGAGGAUUCUGGGCAGAAGGAAAAUGUCUAAAAGUACUUUGGGAGGGUAAAGCAUGGGGACCUUGUCUAAAAUAAAGACUUAAGG